AUGGAAUUGGCAUAUAUGGCACAGUGAGUCUUGCGCAGUCUUGCGCCCCGCCCCGCCCCGCCGCACAUUCUAUUUACUACUCAGACUGUGACUGGCCACGCAACCGCCCCCGCAGACAUGGCGUAUAUUUGAGCAUCCAUGGCGCGAAACCGUCCUCGACUCGCCACAAAGUCUGGCUGAAGCAUUUGUUCGGCUCGCCACGAUCGAUUGAGAAGUAACACGAACGCGCGAUGAACGGCAACGGAGCAACUUAUUCACGACGUACCGAAUCAGUGUCUUUGCCAGCGCCGUGUCCUCCUUGACCUCGCUCAAGGGUCACAAGUAACCCGCUUGAUAUGUCAACGGUUGCACAACAAGAUUCAAACUUCCCCCUCUUUAUGUUAAAUGCCGCGGGCGCAUUGCGAGGAGCUACACCACUGGUGGGAAGGUAGCUAGCAAGCGCACGCAUCGUAAUCACCCUUGCCAUGCAUCGUCAAGACGACAUGGUUGGCGUCGUGAGUGGCAAGACGGGAUAAAGUUGGGUGGCUGCAUGCAUGCCUUUGUCGCAGUGCAUCAAGGCAAGGACACGGACACGUUCCUUACAGCAACGCGGAUGCCCUUAAUGGCCCUGCCACCUGGCUGCUGCUUUGCCUUAUAGCGAACAUGAGAGUGGCAUGGUCCGGUGUCUCAAAAGGGUCCCUAGAGCUAGCACAUUUCCAGUCGAUUUCCAUCCCACCUUCUUCUCUUCUCUUCUAGCUAGAAUCAGCCGGCCUAAGUCUCGCGCGUCUUUUGCUCUAAAUUUCGGAGCACCUGCUCAAUCUUUUUCCGCAUUUGCUCGCCAAUCUCUGCGGCAUCCCACGACUAGAAAACCGCAGAGGCACGCAAAGCCACCGUCACCUUCGCUCGGGCGCAGCAGGACCGCAAUGCGGCGGAUUCUCUUCGCUCUUUGCUUUGCUGCCCACAGCAUCGGCUUGCGGUCAUGCAGAGCAUCAGGAUUUUCAGCGCAGGUAGGUAUCAGUCCUUUCGCUGCACGUAUAUCGAAGGAAAUGCUUACGCUAGGAGUGCGCUUUCAUUAGGAGGUCGGAACCCAUGCAGAUAAUCUUCGUUCCAGAGCCAUAGCACGGCUCGGCAUUCACCUGCAGGAUGGGCGGGCUAGUGCGCAUACUACCGUCGUUCCUCUCGAGCGCAGGUCUCCUUUGAAAGCUUCUCUGGAAGCCGCUAAGGCCGUAGCAAAAGACAAGGUGCCCACUGGUAGUGCAGCGGACAAAGUCAAAGACGGCGCAAGCUCUUCGUCGGUAGAGGCUGUGAAAAGCAUUGAAGCGCUUGGGGAAGAAAAGACUAUGGGCCGUGCACGUUUGCCAGAUGGUCAGGGCUCGGCACGCACGUUGUCACGCCAGAGGUAUCGGGCGAAAAAGGAGCGCAGGCCUUACCUUGGCCCUGACAGAGGAAAGCGGGUAGGUCGACCUGGGAAAUUAGACAUUGGUCAAGGCUCAUCGUCGACCCUCUUCAGACAAAGACGAGCAAUGCAAGAAGCCGCCGCGAAGCAGCUUGCGCUUGAAGCAGGAGACGCUGCUGCUCUGGCACGGCAAGAGGCUCAUCAGAAAGCUUUGUAUGAGCAGAAUAAGGUAACCGUCGCGACCAGCCGUCAACGCUCAAGACUCAGGGAGCGGGGCUGGAGCGAAAUGCGAAUCUGGCGAACUUUACCGGGAGAUGCAAGAAGAGCAUCGAAUAAAAUCAGAGAGAGGUUGGAUAAAGAGAUCAAAGCAGCAAACGCUGAUCCGCGCGAAUUCUACCCGGAAUACUCCAAUGACCGCGUGGGCGAGAAUGCUCUGACUACUGCCCGCCAAAGACUACGCAUGAAGGGCAUCAAGGAGGACGUGAUCUUCCAACAGUAUCCGGGAAAGACACCUUUGGACCGUCCACGUAGAGGCCGACCUCCCGUAUACAAAGGACCUGGCCAAGUUCCGGCGAAAUUCCAGCCAGGGCGGUACGUGCGUGUCGGUGGAACUUCUCGCGUGUCAGACUCUGCCCUGCCGCUGCUCACCGCGAGCCGUGCUGCGCCGCAAGUGGGUUCUUUGGGGCGGGCUGCUCCCAGCAACUCAGCCAAUAUCGCGUCCUCCGAAACACCUCACCGGAUGCUUGAUUUUGACCUCAAUCUUCCACCGCCUGAGCACUAG
Ceraceosorus bombacis is the source of this 2156-nucleotide messenger RNA. The record is from the annotation of a GenBank genome assembly. Lineage: Eukaryota; Fungi; Basidiomycota; Exobasidiomycetes; Ceraceosorales; Ceraceosoraceae.